This is a messenger RNA of Melampsora larici-populina 98AG31, 2745 nucleotides long. RefSeq lists its product as uncharacterized. The transcript has 5 exons. Bases 1 to 2745 code for a protein of 914 amino acids. The record is from RefSeq and is a predicted model, not a curated record. Lineage: Eukaryota; Fungi; Basidiomycota; Pucciniomycetes; Pucciniales; Melampsoraceae.
AUGUUCCUCCAGUCUAAAGAACGUCCGGAUGCCCAUCGUGGAGAGGUUCAUCAACAAGCUGCACCAUUUAAAACGUGGACCGUCUUGCACUAUGCACCCACUGCGUUCUAUGACCCCGAGAGAAAAGGAUUGGGCCUGGAAAAGCUGUAUGAUCUUAAAACGCAUCACACAGAAGGAUUAACUGAAGGAUUGACAAAUGGUGCUCAACAACUUGAUGCUAACAAAUGGGUCAAGCGAAGCAUUCCUGUCGAGUCAUUCCGGAAGGCAUCUGAUUUCGUUAGAGAUGAUGCUGGUGGUUCGAAGGACGUGGAUGAGAUUGAACGAUCUAUGAGUUUACCGGGUUCAUCGGCCGAUACCAGGUCGAUGAUGGGGCCGAAAAUAUUCGAUGGCCCGUCCUCUGAUGUGCCCGACAUGAAGCCAGGAGGCCGUGAUAUAUAUGAACAUGCGCCGUCGACUUCUACUGCCGGGUCAUCUGAAUCAUCGAUUACUCAUAUCAAAGCCGAACCGACUAUCGGCGAGCUCGUAACUGAUCACCCAGAAGCCUCUAAAUAUGAUCCGAAUCUAGAUCCCGCAGAUUGGUACCAAAAGGGUUUGAUGUCAACUUUUGGUAUUGACGGAAGUUAUCAAGGAGUUUAUACUCGAGCUCUGGCCGAAAUAUUUGAUGUGAUGGGUGACAAGAAUACUUGGAGUUUAGAAAGAAGUUAUAAAUCUUGGCGUGUACUCUCAUCUCUUCAAAAGUUUGAUAAAGUUCAAUUUUCAAAAUCACAAAGCCUUAUCACCAAGUAUCUUACUCCAGACGAAGCUGGACAUAGAUAUGAACUUUUGAAGAAAGGGUAUGGUGAAUUUCAUUCAUGGAUCUCAGCUUUCUUUCAACAUCAAGCUCUGGGUACCAAAUCUGAAUCCAUCUCAUCCGAAGCCUACCAAAAAAUCUCUAAUUAUAAACCAGGAGAAGCUCUUUUGAUACACAACUACCUAGAAAAAAACUUUGGACCCAGCUCUCUCGCUGCCAUCCAGCACCUUCAAGGAAGACUUCGUCGCCAAAACGUCGCGUCUCUUCUCAAAUCCAAGAAAGAGGUCCUUGAAAUAGAACACGUACAGGAAGCUCUGAAUCUAGCUGUAGAGAAAGGAAAUGAGGCUUCUAGUCACGAAAUUAUUGAUGCACUCAGCGCGCAAGCUAGGUUUUCCGAACUUAGGAGUCUCCCUCGAGGAUUCAAUCAAGAUGUGAUUGAGAAGAUCAAAUCAAACACGAACAAAUUGGAAGCUAUGCUGCCUCAGUGGUUAUCAUAUAAGCGCCCAGUUUCCUGGGCGGCUCUACCUCUGAUGAAUGAUGAAUAUGCGAAUCGAGUACGAGGCUUUUCUCAAGAACUCCAUAACGUAUCACCUUCAACUUGGGAGGACAUGCAAUCUUCUGCUUUCGGCGCCGCUCUUUCUAAAGUUGAAGAGGAUAUCAAACACUUUGACCUUGGAAAUGAGCUUCAAAAGCGAGAAAGAGAAAUAGAUGAAGCUGCCAAGAUUGUUAGUGGUGUAGGAUUCGUAGGAGAGGAACACUUACUUGCCUGGAUUACAAUUCAACAAGCCAAAAACGAACAUUGGAGGGUUAAAAGCUCGGUACAGGGCUGGGAAGCCGGAAUUUAUCAUGCUGGCAAUUACGUCACUCAAACGCAAAUACAGCAUAUUGAAAAAUUAAUCGAACAUGAUUGUUAUAAGGCUUUUGGUCUUCAUUCGUUGAAAACGUUUGAUAAAUAUGAUCAUCCAAGUUUCGAUCAAGUGGCCAAGCUUCAAGAAACAAUGAAGAUUGUAAAAAGUGUAAAGCCUAAAUUGAUUGAUAAUGCGAUUUUCAAAAUUUCAAGACAAUUGGGACCCGAAAUGUUUGACAUCAAAUCAAAGGCCAUCAAACGUGCUGAAGUUCAUACAAUGCUAGUUAAUAGAUGGAAAGAGCAUCAAGAAGUUCUUCUUAGGAGAUUUUUCGCGUCUCCAGAGAACGGUCAUGAAGUUUUGAAUAUGUUUCGAUUUGGAUCUUUUUUAAAAUUACAUGAAGUCUUUCCUACCUUCAGUACAUCAAAAGAUGUCGAUCGAAACGAAAUGCUUUCCUCAUAUGCAGCAUUAUCACCAAAACACUUGGACGAAUUGGAGAAUUUGUUAGGUAGAAGCCCUAUUGAAGGUGAAGAGUCAAGAGGACCCAACGAUUAUAUAAAACAAGCAGGAAGGAGAUUGAAGUUUGCAACAAGUAAAGAUGGACAACUUUUAAAGAAAUGGAAAAACAAUGAACCGAAAAGUUGGCUUUACUAUGGUAUGAACUUUGAGAUGCUUACUGAGUUUACAAAAUACCUCAAAGUAGAUGGAGCGGGUCGCGCCAAGCUAAGUACACUAGACAUACCAGCGGAAAAAUUAGUCGAUUGGCAAGGUUCUAUUGAAGAAGAAUGGAUGAAUGAAGCAGUAGCGAAGAUUUCAAGAGGAGAAGGACCAUACAAAAUUAAACCUUUACCUUUACCUAUGCCUAAGAUUCAGAAGUUUAACUUGCUUCACAUAAAUACCAAAGCUCCGAUUGUUGUAUCAAAUGAAGAUAAAAUCGGCUUAACUUCAACCUUUCUUUCACGUAGUAAAACUGACCUUGGCCUUGGAAAACUUUCAAGUUGGAAAUCUUGGAAAAAAGGAUCAAAUCUAUCAGAUAAAAAGGUAAAUUCAGAUGAGGGAUCUUCAUCUAGACGACCUCUUCUGAAAGAUGAUUCAGGUGAUGAGAUUUAA